AUGUCGAGUAGGAUGCUUUGCGGCUUCACGCCAAUAACCUUUUGUCGCAAGCUCUCAAGAAUACAGGUCGCGAGAGGGCUUGCUCUUAAGAAGAUUAUCAGAGGCAAACACGACUUCAGACGCUCAGCAACAUCAAAGAUCAAAGUCGAAAAAAAGAAAAACAAAGAGAUCAAACGAACCGUUUCACAUGUAUCUUCUGUUGCAGAAGCUUCUCCAAAGAGCUUCAAAUCUGCAAAACAAGGUGUUACACCCAUCGCAGUGUCUCCUUUGUCUGUAAAAGGCGAAAAGAGGAAAGUGAAUUCACCAAGAAACCAGAACUCGGAAACUUCUUCGCCAAAAUGUACAGCAAAUUUCAUUUUGAUGGUGGAAUUGCGGAAGAACAUCUUCGCUUUCAGAGAUAUGAUUGAUUUGCCUUCUCUAGAUGGUUCUCUUUCUGUCACCGAGAUGUUGAUUUUCUUCUACGAAGAUCUCAGAGCUAUUGGAGAUUCUUGGAUUAUGGACAGUGACUGGAUUUAUCGAUCUAAGUACAAGGACAGUGGUGUCGGUAAAAACAAGUCAGAUCGUCUCGUGGAGCAUGUAUUAACAGCUCUUGAUGGACUAAUAAAGAUGACAAGAGAAAGAUUCGGUAUGAUGGAUAAUGAAUCUGAUGGAAGAAAGAGUUUUACAGCGAAAGGUGUUCCAUCAGAAGCAAGAAGAAGCUUUACAAGAUCUGUGUCUUAUUCAGAAAGUAACUACAACUCUUUUUAUCCAUCUCCGUUAACACCGAGAUCGGUUCUUAACGGGACGACGAUGAUGAAUAGUAACUCAACAACUCCGAGUCUUUGGAACUUGAGAGCUCAAGCUUUGGAUAAGUUAAGCCCCGUUGACUUAAAGCGCCUUGCUAUGACGAUCUUGUCGCGUAGAGAUUCAGAGAGUGUUGUUGAUAUUGAUCUUAAGAGUGGUAUCGAAGAAGAAAAUGAGAAUUUAGCAGAGAAGGAUGAAGAAGGUAAUGAUUCCUCUGUUUCAGAAACAGAGGAAACAGAACAUAAAAUUGAAACAGAGGAUCAUAGCAAAGGUUCUGAAACAGAGCACGCGAUUGAAACAGAGGAUCAUAGCAAAGUUUGUGAAGCAGAACAUCAAUUUAGUGAUUAUGAAACAGAGCAUCAUCAUGUCGAAGUUUCUCAAACAGAGGAUCAUAACAGCGAAACCAACACUUCAGAGAAUAGCACAACAGAAUCUUUUGAAGAAGAAAUCUCAGUAACUCCAGUGGCUCCACCUUCUCCACCGCCACCGCCACCAUCGCCGUCACCAGAGCUCUCAUUUUUCAACACGAAUCCUACUCCUCUCUCACAACCUCCUCCGCCACCUCCAUCAUCACCACAGCCGGAGAGAAACACUCUGGCUCCUCCGCCGCCGCCGCCACCUUCAAAAACACAUGAAUGUGGAGAUUUUUGUCAGCUUCCGAAAACACAAUCUAGAAACGGCGAUGGUGGCUCGUCCAUGCCGGCUCCUCCGGCACCACCCGGUAGUGGAAGAUCCUUGCGUAAAGCAAGUAGCAAGCUGAGAAGAUCGGCACAGAUUGCUAAUCUCUAUUGGGCUCUCAAAGGAAAGCUUGAAGGCCGUGGCGUAGAAGGUAAAGCAGGAAAAGGAAGUAAAGGGCAAAAGAAUGUUCCAGAUAAGUCUCCUGUUAAAGGUGCAAGAUCAGGAAUGGCUGAUGCACUUGCAGAGAUGACAAAAAGGUCAAGUUAUUUCCAGCAGAUCGAAGAAGAUGUUCAGAAAUACGCGAAAUCAAUCCAAGAAUUGAAAUCUUCAAUACAAAGUUUCCAGACAAAAGACAUGAAAGAAUUGCUCGAGUUUCAUAGCAAAGUAGAAUCUGUUCUUGAGAAACUAACUGAUGAAACUCAAGUUCUUGCGAGGUUUGAAGGUUUCCCAGAGAAGAAGCUAGAAGCCAUAAGAACAGCUGGUGCCUUGUACAAGAAGUUAGAUGGGAUUCUGAUUGAGCUCAAGAACUGGAAAAUUGAGCCUCCGUUGAAUGAUCUCCUCGACAAGAUAGAGCGUUACUUCAACAAAUUUAAAGGAGAAAUCGAAACGGUGGAGCGAACAAAAGAUGAAGAAGCUAGAAUGUUUAAGAGACACAACAUUAACAUUGAUUUCGAAGUUCUUGAUAAAGUCAAAGAAACUAUGGUUGAUGUUUCAUCAAACUGCAUGGAGUUAGCACUAAAGGAGAGGAGAGAAGCGAACGAGGAAGAGAAGCACAGUGAAGAAAGCAAGAUGAAUAACAUGAAGGCAGAGAGAUCUAAAAGGCUAUGGAGGGCUUUUCAAUUUGCUUUCAAGGUUUACACAUUUGCAGGAGGACACGACGAACGAGCAGAUCAUCUAACAAGACAACUCGCACACGAGAUUCAGACAGAUCCUGACCAAACCGAUUCAUCAGUCAUGUCCUAG
Messenger RNA from Microthlaspi erraticum, 2424 nucleotides. The record is from the annotation of a GenBank genome assembly. NCBI's taxonomy places the organism in Eukaryota, Viridiplantae, Streptophyta, Magnoliopsida, Brassicales, Brassicaceae.